UCUCUCUCUCUCUCUCUCUCUACAUAAUCAAACCCAUUUUGCUCUCUCUAAAACCUAUCUCUGCCUCUGAAUGCAUGGCUACCUCAGUUCUCAUGGCUUCCGAGAAGAACUUGGCUGAGUUGGAAGACUUCUCUAGAUCCGAGAACACGAAACAGAGUGGAAGAAGAAAGUCGAAAUCUAACGAGUCAGUCCCAAAGAAGAAGAAACAACCACAGCGAGGAAUGGGUGUGGCUCAGCUCGAGCGUCUCAGAUUGCAAGACCAAGACCGCUGGAAGAAGAUAACCCAAACAACAACAACAAACCCACUUCCACAAUCUCUCAAUCCCUUCUUUCCACCAUCUUCUUCGUUCCCCAAUCCGAUUUCAUCCAAUGGGUUAGCACAGUUGGGUCUCAACCAGGCUUUGAUGCGUCAGAGGAUUCGAAAUGGAUGCUUCUCUGGGACUGAUUCGUAUGGAUUUGGAGGUCUGAAUCUGGGUUUACAGAGUGGGUUCAAUGUGGAAGAGCUCUCUUCAAUCCCAAACUUAAGGUCAUAUAAUUAUUACUCUGAUGAUCAACACUGUGGUCUCUGCCACAAGAAGAAGCGCGUUAAUGGCGAAAACUUUGGGCUAUGUCCCCCGAUCAAUGGCUGUGAUUUUCUAGGAUUGAAUCUACGAAACAAGCGAAUUGUCGAUGGAGAGAAUCAGGAUCUUGGCAUGGGAGCUCUGGGUUAUGGCGGUGGCAAUGUUGAUCAGGAAGUGGAGGUUGUGGCUGUUCAUAGGAAGGGAAGCUCAGGAGGAGGAGGUGGAAAUGUAUUCAUGGAGUUUGAGUUCUUUCCAGGGAAAGAUGGUGUCAGAGGCACUUCUUCCAAGGACUACAUGGACUUAACAGGUGGCUCUUCUUCAUCAGAAGCUUCAGUUGUUGUUGCUGCAGAUCAAGGUUCUUGUUUCACUGCCCCAACAACAACAUUCACUGGUUUUGAUUCCUCCUCUACUUCUGUUGAUUUGUCUCUCAAGCUUUCUUAUUAGCAGCAAUACACAUGGGUCUUGUUUGUUUUUGUUUUUUGUCUUUUCACAUUUGUGUGUAAUGCAUGUGAUCCAAGCACCCAAACACAGCCUUUUCAUUACCCUUUUCUUGUCAAACUACUUUCUACUUCCAAAAUAGAGCAAUACAUGUUUUUGAUUCUUGCCAAUUCUCUCUCUCUCUCUCUCUCUCUCUCUCUCUCAGAAUGUGUGUCAGUGAUCUCUUGCUUUAAUUUUCACUCAGAUUUUGUGAUCAUGCAAU
Molecule: messenger RNA, 1260 nt
Organism: Camellia sinensis
Lineage: Eukaryota; Viridiplantae; Streptophyta; Magnoliopsida; Ericales; Theaceae
Molecular function (GO): DNA-binding transcription factor activity
Source: RefSeq, a predicted model, not a curated record